Cricetulus griseus (Chinese hamster) is the source of this 1888-nucleotide messenger RNA. The record is from RefSeq and is a predicted model, not a curated record. NCBI's taxonomy places the organism in Eukaryota, Metazoa, Chordata, Mammalia, Rodentia, Cricetidae.
AUGGGUUGCUGUUUGUCUAGUGAACCCCGAGAAGAACAAGACAGGAAAGCCAGAGAGAAGCUGAAGAAAGCCAAAAUCAUCUUUGUGGUGGGCGGGCCUGGCUCAGGUAAGGGCACCCAGUGCGAGAAGAUUGCACAGAAAUAUGGCUACACCCAUCUCUCCACCGGGGACCUGCUGCGGGCCGAAGUCAGCUCAGGAUCGGAGAGGGGCAAGAUGCUGUCGUCCACCAUGGAAAAGGGGCAGCUGGUGCCACUGGAGAUAGUGCUGGAAUUGCUCCGGGAGGCAAUGAUGGCCAAAGUGGAUUCUUCCAGCGGCUUCCUGAUUGAUGGCUACCCGAGGGAAGUGAAGCAGGGAGAAGAGUUUGAACAACGGAUUGGACAGCCCUCGAUGCUACUGUAUGUGGAUGCAGGUGCUGAUACCAUGACCCAACGACUCCUGAAGCGAGGGGAGACUAGUGGCCGUGUGGAUGAUAAUGAGGAGACCAUCAAGAAGAGGCUGGAGACCUAUUACAAGGCCACAGAGCCUGUCAUUUCCUUUUAUGAGAAGCGUGGCAUUGUGCGAAAGGUCAAUGCCGAAGGCACAGUGGAUACUGUCUUCUCCCAGGUCUGCGGUUACCUGGAUUCCCUGAAGUAACUGGAGCCCUUGGCCAGCUCCCACCCGCCCCACCCUUGCCCCCUGACCCCAAGCAUCCUGGUUUGAGCCCAGCGCCUCCACCCUACUGGGCUGUGCACAGACACAGGAAACUGCUUUAUCCUGUUCCAUGGACAUUUGAGCACUAAAGGAAUUGCCAAGGACGUUUGGGCUCACUCCCUUUUCUUUGCUUCCUUUGAGGUGAUUCAUGCUGCCACAGCCAAGGCCCCAGCACUACAUGCCCAUUCUUGCCUGUGCCUCUGUGUCUUGUCUCCCUCCAACUCUGCUGGGAUCCUAGGCCCUUCAUUAGCCCAGCCAUGUCAAACCUGGGGACUCCUGGGUUGACAGACAGACAGCUCCUGGGCUCUGAAGCUCUGAAGCUCAGCCUCUUUCUCAUAAUCAUAGCUUUGGCUCGAAGCCAUCAUCUAUUUGGAGUGAGUUUUUUUUUUUUUUUUUUUAAGACAGCAUCCCAUGUGUCUCAAGCUGGCCUCACACCUGCUGUGUAACUGAGGACAGCCUUGGUCCUACUGCCUCCACAUCUCUUGAGUGGUGAGAUUACAGGUGUGCUCCACCACCCCUCCCGGGUUACAGGGUGCUGGGGAUCAAUCCCCCCGUGGCCUUGUGUACCCUAAGCCAGCACUCUAGAAUUGAGCCACAUCCCCAGGCUGGGCAGCUUUUCGAUGCCUGACUGGGGCUGGGACUGCAAUAGGCAAAGGGCCAUGGGCACACCAGGUGGAGCCACAUGGCUACCAGGUGGCAGGAGCUAUGCAGUGCACAUACAGCUAGGUGGGAAGUUGAGGUUAGGCGUGGUCUUCCUGAGGAGAGGUUUCAAAGGCUCCCCUGGUAUGGCCUUGGCCAGGCGUCACCACCCUUUGAGCUGUUUCCAUUUCUAAAACUUGUUCUGUUCUGUUGUAUCCCAGCCCUUAGCCUCAGUGUUAGGAAAAGAACAUACUGAUCAAGGAGGAUGAGUUGUCACAGGCCUGGAACCUGGAGAGGACACCCAGGGGUCUCCAGAAGAGCUGGCACCUCUCAUCACAUAGGAAGGCUCUGUUGGUGCUCACCUAUCCUUGACCCCUGUCCCCAUCACUAGUGACUUGCCCUCUAGGCCCAGAUAGCCCGUAGCCAACUGCCUCAGGGACGCCUGCCUGCCCCUGGGGGUGAUGGUACUCCUUUCUUUUACUGCCACUGGGGCCACCUUUUCUUUUGCAUCAUCUAUUUAAGCUGUUCUUUAAAAUAAACAAACAUUUCAGUUAUAAAA